Molecule: messenger RNA, 1038 nt
Organism: Exophiala spinifera
Lineage: Eukaryota; Fungi; Ascomycota; Eurotiomycetes; Chaetothyriales; Herpotrichiellaceae
Exons: 2
Coding region: 1-1038 (345 amino acids)
Source: RefSeq, a predicted model, not a curated record
AUGCCGACCGUUUCGUUCCCCGAAGGCGUUGAUAGCCCGCUUGGACGGGUCGAUUCUUCGCUCACUCUUACCAACACCUCCACCUAUCCCAGUCCACGAUCGUCGGUCCCUUCCUCUCGAACAGCGAGUGUCGACAGGCAAAAGCGUGCAAUAAUGGGUCACGUCGAUGGACCGUUUCGGCAGAACGGAGUGAUUCAUCGGUACUCAUACCAUGAACUCGACGCCACGUACAUGAGUUUCGUGAUCAUCGUGUGCUUCUUCAUAUCGGGCUUGGUCGACAGCGUCGCUUUCAACUCGUGGAAUUGUUUCGUCAACAUGCAGACUGGCAACACCGUCUUCGCCGCUCUUGGUCUCGGUGGCCAACCCAAAGCGAGUCACAAACAACAAUACUACAAGUCCCUCACGGCGAUUGGGUCCUUCUGUCUCGGCACGCUCUUCUUCAGUGCCCUCCACCGUUUCCCCACGGGGCUUUCGGAGCAGCCGACUUCGCGCCGUCGUUUCAUUUUCCUUGUUUCCUUCGCGAUCCAGACGGUCCUCAUCGCCGUGCCGGCGCUCCUCGUGACGCUGGACCUGGUCUCCAACAAGCCGUUUGUGCCGGGCUCCUUCUCAUCCGGCAGCAACGACGCCAACGACGCCGACACCCUGACCAACUUCCUCGACUUGUGCCCCGUCGCCCUCCUUUCCUUCCAGGCCGCAGGGCAGACGACGCUCUCGCGGCUCCUCGCCGUCUUGGACAUGCCUACCAUCGUGCUGAGUGCGCUGUACUUUGACUUCACUGGCGACUUGUACUCGCUGAGGAGUUCGUGGACGAAGAGCACGUCGCUGUGGGAGUUUUUGAACGUCCAUCAAAAGAGACAGGGCCAGAGGUUCUUGUGCAUUGUGGCCUUGUUCGUUGGCGGUCUGACGGGUGGGUUGAUGUACAAGUCCCAAGUCGGCAUGGCGGGGGCGCUGUGGUCGGCUGCUGGGUUGAAGAUGUUGAUCGUCGUGGCGUGGAUGAUUUGGCCCGCGAAGAAGGAUGAGAGGACAUUGCCACGGUGA